This is a messenger RNA of Apis florea (little honeybee), 820 nucleotides long. RefSeq lists its product as uncharacterized. The record is from RefSeq and is a predicted model, not a curated record. Lineage: Eukaryota; Metazoa; Arthropoda; Insecta; Hymenoptera; Apidae.
AACAACUAAUUAUAAUGACGAUACAGGAAGCAUAUUGUAGUAUACAGGAAGUCUUUUAUGGCUUUAAAUAUGAUCCGUGCAUCAGUUGAAGAGUAAAGUUGUUUUUAUAACAAUUGUUUAAUGUUUUCUGUUACAAUCAUGAAGUCACCAAUUGAAAAAUUGUUAUUAAUAUUUGUUUUAUGUAUCAUUUCAUCUUCAUAUAUACUGAACGUUAAGGCAGAGAACAAAGUUACGAUAAAUAGCAUUAAAAUCGAUGUCUCAAAUGAAGAUGUGCUCGAAUCUUGGGAUGCUAGUAUUUCAAAUAAUCUAAUUAAUACAACGCCUAAAAUAAAAAAGGAUUGUCCAAGUUCAUUAGAAAUAGAUAUCAAAAUAUAUCAAGAUGACCAGUUGGUAAGCCAAAUGACAAAGCAGUCAGAAAAGCCGUUCAAGGAUUUGGAAAAUGCUAAUUUAUGUGCAUCAGUUGAAUAUAUAGAUGAAGACGAUGCAUGUUCUGUUGCACCGGGUGAACAAAGUGCUUCAGAAUGUGAUAUAAGCUCGUUGUUAAACAGUAUGAAUCCUGGAAAUUACAAAACUAUAUGCGAUUUGAAGGAAAGUGACUCUGUAUUCGCUACUGCGACAUUGGAGAUAACAGUAGAAGCUGAAUAAAAGUAAGAUAAUUGAUAUCACUGAGGAUUAUUAUUACAUUUAUUUUGACGUUUACAACAUUUAACAUUACUAAUUAUAUGUAUUAUUACUUGUUGCUUGUUUAAUAUUGCAACAGAAACAUUUUAUCUUCCAAAGAUUUUAUCUUCCAAACUAAAUAAAAAUAUUAGCAUAGUUA